Priapulus caudatus is the source of this 1149-nucleotide messenger RNA. RefSeq lists its product as uncharacterized. Lineage: Eukaryota; Metazoa; Priapulida; Priapulimorpha; Priapulimorphida; Priapulidae. Gene Ontology annotation, cellular component: membrane. The coding region runs from base 1 to 1149 and encodes 382 amino acids. Gene Ontology annotation, molecular function: G protein-coupled receptor activity. Gene Ontology annotation, biological process: G protein-coupled receptor signaling pathway. The transcript has 2 exons. The record is from RefSeq and is a predicted model, not a curated record.
AUGACGACAACGAACGCGACGACGUUGGCAGACAUGGCCGCCGCCACGUCACUUACUCUCGGCGACGACGAAGCGUACGGGUCAUCGGUUGCUACGGUCGUCGGCGACUUCUUGACGACCACCAUCGGCGACGUCGUCGGAUUUCUGUCGUCGACGUCGAGCGGUGACGUCACCGAACGCGCGGGCACGCCGACCGGUGACGUAAUGAAUUUCUCGCCGCGAGCAGACGACGUAUUCGCGUCGACGACGUCGUCGCCGACGAAGCAGACGCAUCCGACGACACCGUUCGCGUCGAUCGAGCGCAACGUCAAGUUGAUCAUCUACCGCGUCGCAUUCCCGCUCGUCGUCGUCGUCGGCCUGGUCGGCGACAGCCUCAACGUCGCCGUGCUGUGGCGCAGCGCGCGACCGUCGGUCGGCGACGCGUUCUACACGCUGCUGCGCGCCCUGGCGGUCGCCGACCUCGCCGUCAACGUCGCGCUGACUCCGUCCGUUCUCAUCCGCGCCGACGUCAUCCCGUACCACACGGCGACGACGAUGUGGUACUACACUCACGUCAACUUCUUCCUUCUGCGGACCCUCACGUGCGCCAGCAACCUCAUCGUCGUCCUGACGCGCGUCGUCGUCGUCAACGCGACGUACGCGACGUGGGGGUGGAACGCCGACCUGCGAGCAAGCGUCUUCUACGCCGACGUGUGGCCCGUCGGCCGUGAGAUCAUCUCCAAGGGCUUUCCGCUCGUCUGCGUGCUCGCCUUGAACCCGCUCAUUGUGCGCGCGCACCGCCAGCUGCUGCUGCGACGGAGGCGGCUACAGCAGCGCCGCCCGGCGGCCGCCGAGCCGCGCGACGAGCCGCAGCUGCUGCGUCUGCUGCUCUCGCUCAGCGUCGCGUUCGUCGUCUGCGCGCUGCCGUCGGCCGUGCUGCAGGCGCUCGUGCGACUUCGGCCGCACGCGCUGUCGACGACGGCGUUCUUCGUCGCACUACACGUCACGUACUUCGUUGAGAUGUGCAACUACGCCGCGAACUUCUAUCUGUACGGCGUCGCCAGCGCCGACUUCCGGCGCCGCUUCCGGGAGGUGUUCGCCGUCGGUGGCCGACAGGUGGCGCCAGCGGUCCCGAAAACUCCGACGACGGAGCGGAUCCAGAUGGCGUGA